Limulus polyphemus (Atlantic horseshoe crab) is the source of this 837-nucleotide messenger RNA. RefSeq names its product RNA-binding protein FUS-like. Bases 1 to 837 code for a protein of 278 amino acids. The transcript has a single exon. NCBI's taxonomy places the organism in Eukaryota, Metazoa, Arthropoda, Merostomata, Xiphosura, Limulidae. The record is from RefSeq and is a predicted model, not a curated record.
AUGCACGAUCACAGUUCUGAUAAUCGUCGCUCUUAUCAUUCUGUAAAAAAUUAUAUUGAGAAGAAACAGGUCGAUGAAUCAAACCAGUCGUUUUCUACCCCAAUUGAGGUUGGAAUCAAUCAACUUCAAAGAUACAAUAAGCCGCAUAACCAGAGAUUAUAUCAUUAUGGACUCUCAAUGAACAGCCGAGCUAACAAUGUCCUACCCAGUGGUUCCAGAGAUAGAUACAGUGUUCGUAGAUUACCUUCUAUGCUAGUUAGAAGGUUUGAAAGUCAACCAAGUCAACUUUCGAACAAGAAUGAUCUCAUGACCAGUGAAAGUAGUUCACAUGGAUAUAUCGGAGGUUUUCGUGGAGGGGCUGAUGGUUACAAUGGGGGUGUGAAAAUGUUUCCACCACCAAGUAUUAUUGCAAAGAUUGGAUCGAAAUAUAGACCUCCUUGUCAUGGGCCCGAAUGUCAUGAUCAUCACAAGGGUAUAGUCAAGUUUUGGUGGAAAAAGGUUAUUUUACCAAAGUCGAAGAAAAUUAAUGGCUACAGCUAUGGCAAGUCUUCAAAUCACGGAGGAGUGGGCGAUUACAGUGGAGGUUUUGGAUCAUUUGGAGAUGAAGUAUAUACAGAAAUUGGAGGGCUAGGAGGAUCUGGAUAUAACAUAGGAGAUGGUGGAUACGGAGGUGACAAUAUUGGGGAGAAUGGAUAUGGAGGAAACGGGGCAGGAGGAUACGGAGGUGGCAAUAUUGGGGAAGAAUGGAUAUGGAGGAAACGGGGCAGGAGGAUACGGAGGUGGCAAUAUUGGGGGGAAUGGAUAUGGAGGACACGGGGGAAAAGGAUAUGUGAGUAA